This is a messenger RNA of Panicum virgatum (switchgrass), 813 nucleotides long. RefSeq lists its product as uncharacterized. The record is from RefSeq and is a predicted model, not a curated record. NCBI's taxonomy places the organism in Eukaryota, Viridiplantae, Streptophyta, Magnoliopsida, Poales, Poaceae. The coding region runs from base 176 to 649 and encodes 157 amino acids. The transcript is spliced from 2 exons.
AUGCUCCAACGCAGUGCAGACUGAGGUAGAUGUGGAGCUGGAUGGUCAACCCAUAGAUGGACAGAAUAAUGGAGCAGACAAGGCUCCUUUUUUACAGGCUAAUGACAGCAGGGAGGGCUCCAUUAAAGAGGUGGUCUCAGGAGGGACAUCUGAACCUUUAGUUGAAGAUGGACACAUGUUCGAUAUGGAGGAAGAUGAUCUGCUUGAGGAGACGGAAACAGGUGCAAAAACACCUUUGCUUGAUAAUAGCGGUGAGGCUCUGUCAUCUCCAAUGGGCACUCCACUGUGUAUUGCAAGCGAAGCACUGGAGGUAUCUAAAGAAGUUCAGAUUGAGGAGUCACAAAGGGAAACGGCAACGGCAACUGUUCUGGACCAGCUACGCACGCCACCGCUUGGUCCGCUGCUGGACAAGGCAUUGGAGAAGGCUUCACAGGGCGCUGCAGGCACAUCUACACCGCAGCGAAGGAACAGCAGGGCAGCAGCAACAGCGGACGAGGAUUCGGUGGAGAAGGCCGUGAAAUUGGCGGCCAAAAGGAACCUAGAGCAAACAAGUGGUGUUGUUCAGAGGAACUUAUUGGAUCUGGUUUUGGGCGCUGCUGCAAAAAGAAGAGGAAAGGCCGCUGGUGUUAGAGGGGUGUCGCACACUUGAGUGUUCUGCCAUGGAAAUCUUCGCUUCGAAUGGAUGGCCUUUCAUUAAUCGGAUUGUCUAUGUCUAAGUUUUUUUAGUCUCUUUUUUCUGCUACUCUGUUUUAUCUCGCUCGGACGCUUGUUGCUGUGUGGUUUGUGGUUUUGAACAGCUAUAUGUAUCAAUCG